UUCCAGUGCUGCCAGCAGCUCAGAGCUCCUCCGGAGCCAGCCCUCCAUCGCCAACAUGGAGGAGCUCGCCAGAUCCCUGAUGGAGUCCCUGAACAUCACCCAAAUCUGCUGCAACCUGCUGGGAAAGCUGAACAUAGCUCAGGAUAGCAGCACUCCAGUCCUGUGCGGAGCCACGUGGGAAGAAUAUCCCGUCUGCCUGCAGUGCCGUCGAUGCCUCACCGGCAGCUGCCCGCACUGCAGCCAGCCCGCGGCAGAACCGGACCUGCCCACGCUGGCCGUCACCCUCUGCGCUGUGGACAUGCUGGUGCACGAGGAGGACCUCCAGCUGGAACUGGCGCUGGGCUUUGAGCUGGCCAUCAGCGGGGAGCCGGUCUACGUGUGGGAGAUAACCCAGCGGCUCCCCAAAAUCGCCCCCGAGAGAUGCUGCGAGGAGUGCAACGCGCCUCUGCCCAGGAGCCCCGGGGACGGCAAGGGCUCGCGGGCAUCGUUCCCCGUGGCCAGAUCCCCGGGAACCCCAGCGGGACAGAUGAGGCUGGGCAGGCAGGACGCGAGGGCUCCUCCUGCACGGCAGACCGGGGCAAAAGGCGGCGAUACCAGCCGUGCCGACCUGCAGCCAGCCGGGCGGGGGGAGUCUGUCCCCGCCGUGGUCCCCACGUGGCCCCUGCCCCCCUGGGCACAGCCUCCCCCUCCCACGGCCCUGGACCGCCUGCGGAGAGUCGGGCUGGAGCCCCUGCCCUUGGUGGGCUACAAGGGCCUGCGGCAGGGGGUCGGGCUGCAGCGCAUCCGGCAGUCCUGGUGCAAAGUGAAGAGCAGCGUGCGGAGGAUCGUCGGGGCCGAGCAGGGCCGGCUGUGGCUGGCAGGGAGCUCGGCACCCAAGGGCACCAUGAAAGGGGACCCGGAGCUGCCGUUCCACCUCCGGUUUCAGGUCAACGCGCUCUUCCACGCCAUGGCGAUGGAGGCGUGAGGAGCACCGGCGAGAAAAGGGCAGGCCAGAAGAGACCACCCGCUGGGCAGCACCCCCAGCCGAUGGGGAGAAGUGACUGGGGCUUCCCGGCCCAGCAGCAGCCCCUCUCGGUCCCCGUCGUCCCCAAGACAUCGCCGUCUGCCUGCUGCCGUCCUGCCCAGAGGGGAAGGCAGGGCCAUGCCUGCUCUGCUCCCCGUGCGGCUGAGGGACCAGGCUGCCGGCCGGGGCACGGACACUGGGGAGAGGCAGCGGGAAAAGAGGCUGCCACUGGGAAGGCGCGGGGAAGACAGAGGGAAGGAGGAAGGGGCUCGUCUGGAGAAGCAGCCAGCGACACGCCGUCUCCCCACUAACGCGAGAACCCAUCAGGGAAACCCACCCUUUAUUGAUCGAUUAAAAUGGUAGCGUCUUAAAAACA
Messenger RNA from Harpia harpyja (harpy eagle), 1379 nucleotides. RefSeq lists its product as uncharacterized. Bases 56 to 964 code for a protein of 302 amino acids. The record is from RefSeq and is a predicted model, not a curated record. NCBI's taxonomy places the organism in Eukaryota, Metazoa, Chordata, Aves, Accipitriformes, Accipitridae. The transcript has 2 exons.